GUGAAGGGAGUGAUGCUGGGAUGGAGCUGAGCACUCUGCGGAGUUUCCAUCUGCGCGCCGGGAUGUGCGGGGAGAGCACCCUGCCCUCGCGGCUCCUGCUGCCCCUGCUGCUGCGGCUGCCCCUGCUGCUGCGGCUGCCCCUGCUGCUGGUCCUGCUGGCCCCGGUGAUGCCCUCCCCCUACUACUACACGGUGCCCUCCGACAGCGAGGUGUGCCCGGAGAGCAAGGUGCUGUCGGCGGAGUACUCGUGUGUGCGAGCGAGCGGGGAGCGGACGACGUGCAUCAGGAAGCGAUGCUGCAAAGGCUAUCGGUUUGUGCUGGGACAGUGUCUACCUGAAGAUGUGGACGUCUGUGCGGGCUCGCCCUGCGAGCAGCUCUGCACCGACCACUUUGGCCGCGAGCUUUGUUCGUGCCACGCGGGUUACCGCUUCGAGCGCCGCCGCCACCGCACGCGCCACCGCCCCUACUGCCUGGACGUGGACGAGUGUGCCGAGAGUAACGGCACCGCCUCGCGGUGCUCGCACGGCUGCCGCAACUCGCCCGGCAGCUACGAGUGCACGUGCCCCGAGGGCUGGAGGCUCGCCGAGGACAAACACUCGUGCCGGAGGGUGCCGGCGCGGGUUGGGGCACGUGGGGGUCUGGCCGUGACCGAGUGUCCACUGUCGUGCGACGACGACGACUCCCAGCACGUGCGCUCCACAGGAAAUGACAUCAUGGCGAAGAGCGGACAGCGGGCGCACGAGAAGCCCCCGGGACAGAUCGGGCCCCCGGGUCCACCCGGGCCCUUGGGACCCCCCGGUCCGCCCGGGCCCUUGGGGCCCCCCGGGCCGCUGGGGCCCGUGGGGCCCCCCGGUCUGCCCGGCGAGGAAGGGGGACUGGGAGGAGUCGGACCCCCGGGCGCUGAGGGCCCCCCUGGGCCCCGCGGCUUCAUGGGGCCGCCAGGGCAGGAUCCCGAUCUGUCGCACGUCAAACGAGGCCGGAGGGGGCCGAUGGGUCACACUGGACCUCCAGGUAUGCAAGGCCUCAAGGGAGAGCGCGGGUCGCCAGGUCCUCCCGGAGUCCCCGGCCCCCCGGGCUCGUUCGACUUCCUGCUGCUGCUCGUGGCCGACCUGCGCCACGACAUCGCCGAGCUCCAGCGCCGCGUGCUCGGCCGUGCCCGGGGCGCCUUCCAGGGGACGCGCGCUGGGGGGGGGCACCGAGCCCCCCUCCCCCGCGGCCUCCCCCACGGGGCUCCCCGCGGUGCCGCAGCAGCAGGGGGGCGGCUCCGGGCAGGACGAGGAGGAGGAGGACGAGGAGGGGGAGCUGUGGCGGGGGGAGGAGGAUGGCCCCCCACAACAAAGCCAACCGGGCGAGCCCCCCACUCUGGCUUCGUGAAUCAGUUACUCAACCCCCCCCCCCAACUCAUCACUCCCCUACACCAGUCUCCAUGGUAACUCGUCACCCCCCACUCGUCACACCCCUACACCAGUCUCCAUGGUAACUCGUCACCCCCCACUCAUCACACCCCUACACCAGUCUCCAUGGUAACUCGUCACCCCCCCACUCAUCACACCCCUACACCAGUCUCCAUGGUAACUCAUCACCCCCCCCCCCCACUCAUCACACCCCUACACCAGUCUCCAUGGUAACUCGUCACCCCCCACUCGUCACACCCCUACACCAGUCUCCAUGGUAACUCAUCACCCCCCCCCCACUCAUCACACCCCUACACCAGUCUCCAUGGUAACUCGUCACCCCCCACUCGUCACACCCCUACACCAGUCUCCAUGGUAACUCGUCACCCCCCACUCGUCACACCCCUACACCAGUCUCCAUGGUAACUCGUCACCCCCCCCACUCAUCACACCCCUACACCAGUCUCCAUGGUAACUCGACACCCCCCCCCCCACUCAUCACACCCCUACACCAGUCUCCAUGGUAACUCGUCACCCCCCACUCAUCACACCCCUACACCAGUCUUCAUGGUAACUCGUCACCCCCCACUCAUCACACCCCUACACAAGUCUCCAUGGUAACUCGUCACCCCCCCCCCCCCCACUCAUCACACCCCUACACCAGUCUCCAUGGUAACUCGACACCCCCCCCACUCAUCACACCCCUACACCAGUCUCCAUGGUAACUCGUCACCCCCCCCACUUAUCACACCCCUACACCAGUCUCCAUGGUAACUCGACACCCCCCCCCCCCCACUCAUCACACCCCUACAC
Messenger RNA from Petromyzon marinus (sea lamprey), 2207 nucleotides. The record is from RefSeq and is a predicted model, not a curated record. NCBI's taxonomy places the organism in Eukaryota, Metazoa, Chordata, Hyperoartia, Petromyzontiformes, Petromyzontidae.